Messenger RNA from Danio rerio (zebrafish), 981 nucleotides. Lineage: Eukaryota; Metazoa; Chordata; Actinopteri; Cypriniformes; Danionidae. The record is from RefSeq and is a predicted model, not a curated record.
UGUUCAGACAUUGACAUCACUUUGUAACAACACUUACAGCUCUGCAAGCUGGAGAAAUUUUAAAUUUUGUUUGAAAGUCAAAUCAUGGAUUUCAGGCUAUUUUUGCUGAUCCUGCUUCUACACAUUUCAGGCUCUCUAACAUUAGACGAACUCUCUGUGACUUGUAAAAACAUUUGUGCUCUGAGGGAAACCAGUGUGCAGUUGAAGUGCACCUACAACAACAUCCCAUUUAAAUCUGUGUUCUGGUUCAGCUGGAAACAAAGUCCAAACUGGAGGAAAAACAAUGAACCUGAAUAUUUAGAUUUAGAUUUUGACUACUCAGGACGAGUAAAGCAAAGCUUUAACAAUGACUGUUCAAUACUCUUAAUAUCAGAUGUGAGUGAGCGAGACUCUGGGGAAUAUCAGCUCAUGUUCAUCAUGAAGGAUGGAGUUAAACGUCUCGCCUCAGUCGCUGUUAAUUUAACAGUAACAGAUUUGCAGGUAAAGAUGAGUCCUGCAUCUACAAACACCAGAGGUCAGGCAGUAAAUCUGACCUGUGAUACUUCAUGUGAUUUGACAUUCAAGCCAAAAAAUUACUUCUGGAAAAAAAAUGGACAAUAUAUAGAAGGUCUUCAUGCUAGAAACAUCACUGUGCUUUCAACAGAAAUGGAUGGCAGUUACUCCUGUUUUCUUACUGCAGACCUUAAAAAUUCCUCCUCUCCUGUUUGUGUUUCUAAGAGUGGCUGCUGGGAUGUGUCUUACAACUCUAGAAGAGUCUGUGCCUUGACUGGAGAUUUCAGGGAUCUGCGUGAGGAGCAUCAGUUUGCUGGUCGUGUGGAGUUUGUGGAGAACAAACUGAGAAUCAAAGAGCUCAAGAUCAGCGACUCUGGAGAAUAUCAAUUCAGGAUCAUCACAGACAAAACAGGAGGAACAUACUCUGGUUCACCUGGAGUCAUUCUCACUGUUACAGGUACAAUGAUGGUGUUAUCAUAUUACUUGUGA